AUAAGAUUCUUAUUCUGUCCAGAAUCUUACCAGUUGUUGCUUUGUGUUUCCAACCUAGCGUGGCUGACAAGAGACUCUCCUUUGAAGCAUCAAAGAACCUUCCGGCAGUACAUAUUGCCAACGAGAGGCACAGAAGAAGACGCAGAGCGACGAAGAUGAGGAAGCUCGUAUCGUGCUUCGCUCCGUUCUUGUUGCUACUAUCGGUUUCCCACGCCGCCGCACCAUAUCGGCUCCUCAACCACCUAACCGCCCGUAACAGCAACAAUUACUUGACCAGGCAGGAGCUUUGGUUCAAUCAGACUCUCGAUCACUUCUCUCCAUAUGAUCACCGUCAAUUUGCACAACGUUACUAUGAAUUCCUUGACCACUUUAUGCUUCCUGACGGACCAAUCUUUUUGAAAUUAUGUGGUGAAUCUGCAUGCAAUGGUAUAGCCAACGACUAUGUCAGUGUUUUGGCAAAGAAAUUUGGAGCAGCAGUGGUUUCUCUUGAGCAUCGCUACUAUGGGAAGAGCUCCCCCUUUAAUUCUUUGACAACUGAAAAUCUGAAAUAUCUUUCAUCUAAACAGGCUCUUUUUGAUUUGGCUGUCUUCCGCCAAUAUUACCAGGAAUCCUUAAAUGCAAAACUCAAUAGAUCCAAUGUUGAAAAUACCUGGUUUGUUUUUGGUGUUUCAUAUUCUGGAGCUCUGAGUGCAUGGUUUCGUCUGAAAUUUCCCCACUUGACAUGUGGAAGUCUUGCAAGUUCUGCCGUUGUUCAAGCUGUUUACAAUUUUACCCAAUUUGACCAGCAGAUUGGUGUGUCAGCUGGUCCAGAAUGUAAAGCUGCAUUACAAGAAGUUAAUCAACUUGUGGAGCAAAGGCUUGCAAAAAAUAGCAAAGAAGUGAAGGACUUAUUUGGUGCAGCUGAGCUUAAUAUUGAUGCUGAUUUCCUGUAUUUUCUGGCAGAUGCUGCAGCUAUUGCAUUUCAAUAUGGAAACCCAGAUAGACUAUGCUCCCCUCUUCUUCAGGCAAAAAAUAAUGGGCAGGACCUGGUGGAUGCAUAUGCCACAUAUGUAAAGGACUAUUACGUUGGAACCUUUGGUGUUAGUGUUCAAACAUAUAGUCAGAAGCAUCUGAAAAACACUGCUCUCAAUGGUGACAGCUCUGACCGGUUGUGGUGGUUCCAAGUAUGUACUGAAGUUGCUUACUUCCAGGUGGCACCAUCAAAUGAUAGCGUUCGCUCUUCAAAAGUUGAUACAAGAUACCAUUUGGAUCUUUGCAAAAAUGUCUUUGGAGAGGGCAUCUAUCCUGACGUCACAGGGACAAAUAUAUACUACGGUGGCACAAAUAUUGCCGGUUCAAAAAUAAUUUUCACAAAUGGCUCACAGGAUCCCUGGCGACAUGCAUCCAAACAGACUUCAUCCCCAGAUAUGCCUUCCUACACUAUUACUUGUCAUAACUGUGGCCAUGGUACUGAUCUCCGGGGAUGUCCCCAAGCUCCUCUAGUUCCCGAAGGUGAUGCCAAGAACUGCAGCUCUCCUGAUGCAGUUCACAAAGUGAGGCAACAGAUCAUUGAAAACAUAGACUUGUGGCUUUCUGAGUGCCAAGCCAAAAGUCGGAAUUCCCUGUAAUACUCUUAUGGCAGAGGCAUGUAAAUGUUAUUGGUGGUUUUCCAACCUUAGUCUUAUGCAUUUUACUCCCCCCUGGAGGUACUCCCUGUAUGCUAGGGCAACGUGAACAGCACAAAAACAUGUCACCUCUAUUUAUAGCUUCAGCUUUUUAUAUAUAUGGUCCGUGCAUGGGAAAUGACAACCACCAAGACAAGAAUCUUUCA
Messenger RNA from Diospyros lotus (date-plum), 1810 nucleotides. Its product is annotated as probable serine protease EDA2. The record is from RefSeq and is a predicted model, not a curated record. The coding region runs from base 156 to 1607 and encodes 483 amino acids. Gene Ontology annotation, molecular function: serine-type exopeptidase activity; dipeptidyl-peptidase activity. The transcript is spliced from 12 exons. Gene Ontology annotation, cellular component: vacuole. NCBI's taxonomy places the organism in Eukaryota, Viridiplantae, Streptophyta, Magnoliopsida, Ericales, Ebenaceae. Gene Ontology annotation, biological process: proteolysis.